Callorhinchus milii (elephant shark) is the source of this 1913-nucleotide messenger RNA. Its product is annotated as SH2B adapter protein 2. Gene Ontology annotation, cellular component: plasma membrane. NCBI's taxonomy places the organism in Eukaryota, Metazoa, Chordata, Chondrichthyes, Chimaeriformes, Callorhinchidae. The transcript is spliced from 8 exons. The record is from RefSeq and is a predicted model, not a curated record. The coding region runs from base 22 to 1872 and encodes 616 amino acids. Gene Ontology annotation, molecular function: transmembrane receptor protein tyrosine kinase adaptor activity. Gene Ontology annotation, biological process: antigen receptor-mediated signaling pathway; intracellular signal transduction.
CCCGGUGCCGCUGGAGCAGUGAUGAGCGGUGAUGUUCCCGUUGCCGAGGGGCCGCUCCCGUUGCCAGGCUGGCAGCAGUUCUGUGAGCUCCACGCCCGGGCUGCCGCGGCGCAGUUUGCCAGGAGUUUCCGGCUGUUCGUGAGCGAGAACCCGCGGUACGAGAGCGUGGGCGCCGAGACCAGCUUCUGCCAGCACUUUGUCGCUCACUUCCUCCGCUCCUUCGCCGUGGAGAUCAGCUGCCUGCCCGUCCCGGGCUCCCCUUCCAAUCCCAGCCCUGCCACGCGGGAGCCGCUGCGGAGAGACAUGUCGGACUCGCUGGAGAGCGUGGAGCCGGCGCUCGGCCAAGCCGCCCGCCUCCGCCACAUGGCAAACCUCGGGCACUCCCGCAGCUCGGAGGACGUGUCGACGGCUCAGCCGCGCUUCAAGAAGGGUUUUUCGCUGAGGAACAUGAGCCUGUGCGUGGUGGACGGGGUCAGGGACAUGCUGCAGUGGGGAGGGGCCUCGGGGGAGCCCCUGCUGGACGCCCCCCAGGGUCACGGCCCGGACCCUGGGGACAAGAGCGAGGGUGAGAAGUGGAGCCACAGACUGCGCCUGACCAAGGCCUCGUCCCCCCGCGUCCAGCUGCUGGACAUCCAGCGUGAGGGCACCCUGCGCUACACCAUGGCCGACGAUGCCAACAGCGCCAACCAGUGGCACAAGUGCCGCCUACUGCUGAGGAAAGCCGCCAACCUACAGGGAGAGCGCUUCCUGCUCGAGUUCUACUCCCCUCCCAAGUCCAGUAAACCACGUGUGAGCGUUCCUCUGUCGGCCAUUGUGGAGGUCAGGACAACAAUGCCCCUGGAGAUGCCGGACAAGGACAACACAUUUGUGCUGAAGGUGGGUGAUGGAGCGGAGUAUAUCCUGGAGACACUGGAUUCUCUACAGAAACACUCAUGGGUGGCUGACAUCCAGGGCUGCCGGGACCCCGGUGAGAGCGAAGAUGACCAGGAGCUUUCCCUCUCGCUCCCCUCCUGUCCGCUUCCCACUGCGGCCGCCAGCGGGGGAGACACUUCCUCUGACGGUGGGAGCCGAGUCCCUGACGGUUUGUGCACGAAUCCCGACACGGCUUCGCUCGGGCUCGGUAGAGCCAAGGAAUCUCCAAAGAUCCAUCCCCCGGCUCACAUCCCCCUGGAGAGCUUCCUGCAGACCCUGCCCGCCGAGCCCUCCGACACCACAGCCCCCACAGGUGAAGAGGAGGAGCCGGUAUUGGCAGUUCCGCCCCCGCUCACCGGCUUCCCCUGGUUCCACGGCACGUUGCCGCGGGUGGGGGCGGCUCAGCUGGUGUUGGCCGGGGGAGGGCGGAGCCACGGCCUCUUCCUGAUCCGGCAAAGCCAGACCCGUCCCCGAGAGUACGUGCUGACCUUCAACUUCCACGGCAAAGCCAAGCACCUGCGGCUGUCUGUGAGUGAGAGUGGGCAGUGCCAUGUGCAGCACCUCUGGUUCCACACGGUGUUGGACAUGCUGAGGCACUUCCACAUCCACCCCAUCCCCCUGGAGUCCGGAGGUUCCGCAGACAUCACCCUCCUCAGCUACGUCCUGGCCGCACAGCCCCCGCCAGCGACAGAGACAAGUGGCUCGCAGACCCCCCCGGACACUGCCAUCUCCCAGCUGAGCUGCCAGAGCGAACCCCAGCCCCCCGGCCACAGCGAGGGGGGGUCUCCCUCGGCCGUGGGGCAGCAGCACCGCCCCGAGGUGGGGGCGGGUAUCCCGCGGAGCGGCAGCUCCGAACGCUUGCUGCAGCCCCCCCUCAACCCUGCCUCCGAGGACUACCAUGACAGCGAAGCCCCCAGGAACCAUAUCAGAGCCGUGGAGAAUCAGUAUUCAUUCUACUGAAAGAGAGACAGAGAGAGAGGGGGUGGGAGAGUGAGACACAG